This is a messenger RNA of Torulaspora globosa, 546 nucleotides long. RefSeq lists its product as uncharacterized. The coding region runs from base 1 to 546 and encodes 181 amino acids. Gene Ontology annotation, cellular component: recycling endosome. The transcript has a single exon. Gene Ontology annotation, biological process: exocytosis. NCBI's taxonomy places the organism in Eukaryota, Fungi, Ascomycota, Saccharomycetes, Saccharomycetales, Saccharomycetaceae. The record is from RefSeq and is a predicted model, not a curated record. Gene Ontology annotation, molecular function: GTPase activity; GTP binding.
AUGGAGUCUAAGUCGACCAUCGGGGUCGAGUUUGCAACGAGAACCAUCGAGGUGGAGGGCAAGAAGAUAAAGGCGCAGAUAUGGGACACGGCAGGCCAGGAAAGAUACCGUGCAAUCACCUCGGCGUACUACAGAGGCGCGGUUGGAGCGCUGAUCGUGUACGAUAUAAGUAAGCCCAGCAGCUACGAGAACUGUAACCAUUGGCUGACGGAGCUGAGGGAGAACGCGGACGACAACGUAGCGGUGGGGCUGAUCGGUAACAAGUCCGAUCUGGAUCACCUGCGUGCGGUACCCACCGAUGAGGCCAGGAAUUUUGCGCAGGAAAACCAGCUGCUUUUCACGGAGACGAGCGCUCUCAAGAGCGAGAACGUCGAGCUGGCUUUCAGAGAGUUGAUCACCGCGAUAUACCAGAUGGUAAGCAAGCACCAGGUCGACCUGGGUGAGUCCAACAACAACGGCGCAGCCAAUGCUCCGAGGGGCCCCACCAUCAGCCUCACUCCGGCUCCUAAUGAGCACAAAAAGAAGAGUUCAAGCAACUGUUGCUAA